AUGGAAGAGAAAGGUAUCUGCGAUGCAGGUGUUCCAAGAGUUUACUACGAUGCAUUUCAAAUCGCGAUCGCGAACGGGGAUGAGGUAAGAGCAAAGAUCUUUGCUGAGAGAGCAUAUGCUGCCAGGGUGGUUAUUGAGGGUGACGAUAGCCCAGAGACAGCGAAACCAAAAUCUUUGGCCGAGCGACCUUCUCAGCGUCCGCUCUACCAAACCAACAAGCAUUUCCCACCAGACAUCACUCCUCCUCAAGAGAUUGAUGAGCCGAUGUUCGUUGAAUGGCUUUGGAGACAGAACGAGUGGUCUGAGCAACCGGCUGCCUCGAGUGCCAAUGAUCCUUGA
Messenger RNA from Fusarium sp. VM40, 339 nucleotides. Lineage: Eukaryota; Fungi; Ascomycota; Sordariomycetes; Hypocreales; Nectriaceae. The record is from the annotation of a GenBank genome assembly.